This is a messenger RNA of Danio rerio (zebrafish), 713 nucleotides long. It is a transcript of the gene ankrd66, whose product is annotated as ankyrin repeat domain 66. The record is from RefSeq and is marked validated. Lineage: Eukaryota; Metazoa; Chordata; Actinopteri; Cypriniformes; Danionidae.
GGUAACAGGUGUUUAAUUACUUAAAGCGCAAACAAAAAGAAGCUAACGUUAACGUCUUUUAGUCUGUCAGUCGAACUUUUGACAAAGUUUUUCAUGUUAUAAAAUGACAGAGUUGCAUCAGGCAGCUGCGGCUGGAGAUUAUGAUUUGGUGGAAGAAAUUGUGAGAAACAAUUCGUGUAAUCCUAAUCAAAAAGACUUGGACUGGAACAAGAAAACCGCUCUGCACUGGGCAGCAUCCAAAGGCCAGACAGAGAUGGUUCGGAUACUGGUUGAAAAUGGAGCCAGGGCUUGCUUGAGAACGGACAAUGGAUGGACGCCUGCACACUUCGCAGCUGAAUCUGGAAGACUAGCGGUGCUACGACUCCUUCAUUCCCUGCAUGCACCUGUAGACAAGGAGGACUCCUCUGGAGAUAAACCUGUCCGGAUUGCUGAAAUCUACGGACAUGAAGAUUGCGUUCGUUUUCUUGAGAAGGCAGAGGUUGAAAGCAGAAACUAUCGGCAAAUGGCAAUUUCAAAUGGUCUUCCAUUAGAUGAUACAGAUGAAGAAUGGGAAGAAGAGAGAAAAGAAGCCAGACUGCAAGAAAGAAACCAGUAGUUAAUUAAAAGGGUUUUGCCAGCCAGAUGGGUCGUUCAAGAGAUUGCUCGCAGAGCUGACGAGUUUCUGCAAUGUAAAAAUGAAAUGUGAUUAAUAAACUUUGAACACAGGAAUGUUA